Messenger RNA from Labeo rohita (rohu), 1458 nucleotides. It is a transcript of the gene rbmx2, whose product is annotated as RNA binding motif protein X-linked 2. Gene Ontology annotation, cellular component: precatalytic spliceosome; U2 snRNP; catalytic step 2 spliceosome. Gene Ontology annotation, biological process: mRNA splicing, via spliceosome. Bases 75 to 1121 code for a protein of 348 amino acids. Gene Ontology annotation, molecular function: RNA binding. The record is from RefSeq and is a predicted model, not a curated record. NCBI's taxonomy places the organism in Eukaryota, Metazoa, Chordata, Actinopteri, Cypriniformes, Cyprinidae. The transcript has 6 exons.
AAAUAGUACCACGUGCGAACUACGAAACUCGACAGUGGAAAUAAAUCCUUCCGGAGUGACCGCUGCUCAUCACAAUGAACCCGCUCACCAAAGUGAAACUCAUCAAUGAACUGAAUGAAAAAGAGGCUGAACUUGAUGUCAAAGACAGCGUGUCCUGGCAUUCAGUCUAUAAGGAUAGCGCCUGGGUCUUUAUCGGUGGACUUCCAUAUGAGCUGACAGAAGGAGACGUCAUCUGUGUUUUCUCUCAGUACGGAGAGAUUGCCAACAUCAAUUUAGUGCGAGAUAAAAAGACGGGCAAAUCCAAAGGCUUCUGCUUCCUGUGCUAUGAAGAUCAAAGGAGCACCGUUCUGGCUGUGGACAACUUUAAUGGAAUCAAGAUUAAGGGCCGAACCAUACGUGUGGACCAUGUAGCAAAUUAUCGACCACCUAAGGACACCGAUGACAUUGAUGAUAUCACUAAACGUUUGCGAGAAGAGGGAUGUGCUCCCAAAGUCCCCCCACCUUCCUCCUCUGAGUCAGAAUCUGAGGAAGAGUAUGCUGUACCUGUGAAAAAAACAAAAAAAGAUAAAAAGGAGAAGAAAAAAAAGAAAAAGGAGAAGAAAGAGAAGAAAAAAGCACUGAAGGAAGAAAAACACGACACAAGGACUGAGCCGACAGUGUCUUCACCUGUCAGAGUGAAGAAGGAGAAGGAAGACAUGGCAUAUGAGAAAUAUGCCACGAAAGGACCGGCAGGAAGCAGAAGGGACAGGAAUCCACAAGACAGAGCAGAUGAGGUGGACCGAUUCAGAGAUAGGUAUGGAGGUGAGAGGGAAAGGGAUAGAGAAGACGACAAAAAGACAGAUAGAAACAGAGAGGAUAAAAGAUAUGAAGACACGCGACAGCGAGACAGGGAGGGAGACAGAGAAAGAGACAGAAGUAGAGGGGCUGAUAGAGAGAGAAAUGGGGAAAGGGACCGAGAACGAGACAGAGAGCGUGAGAAAGAAAGGGACCGUGAUAGAGACAGGGAACGAGACAGAGACAGGGACAGAGAAAGAGACAGAAGAGAGCGAGACAGAGGAAAUGACCGAGGGUUUACCAAACACAGAGAUCACAGUCGUGAAAGAGACCACAGGCGAAAUUAAGCAGAGAUAGUACUUUUUUUGUUCUUGUUGCUGUUGUUACAAAAUGGACUUCACUAUGUGUGUGUAUUUCAGAGAUGUAAAUAAAUGUUUAGAGUUUUUAAUUAUCUGUCUGGAAUAAUUCAAUUUAUAAUGGCCACCUGGCAUUACAUUACGCACAGUACACUCAUUUUAUUUGAUCUUUAUUUGAAUUUAAAUUGUACAAAGACCAAAAAUGUCUUGUCUAACAGUGUCAAAUAAAAUCCAUGGUUCGUACAAGGUGCUUGAAGUGCUUGAAGUACUCGAAUGUGACCUUUUGAAAUUUAAGGCCUGGAAAAUCCUUGAAAAUAGCAAUAUUCCC